GUCUCAGUGCAAGCCACGUGCGUCACCCUGACCGCCAUGAGUGUGGACCGGUGGUACGUGACCGUGUUUCCACUUCGAUCCCUGCGACAGCGCACGCCACGAGUCGCUGCAAAUGUUAGCAUCAGCAUUUGGGUUGGUUCCUUCAUUGUCUCCAUCCCGGUGCUGAUUUACAACCAGUUAAUAGAAGGCUAUUGGUUCGGUCCACAAAAGUUCUGCAGCGAGUCCUUCCCCUCUGUGUCCCAUGAGAGAGCCUUCAUCCUGUACAACUUUUUAGUGGUGUACCUCCUCCCUUUAUUGACCAUCUUCCUCUGUUAUAGUGCUAUGCUUUACCAGAUGGGACACCCCACUGUGGAGCCAGCUGAUAACCACUACCAGGUACAGCAACUGGCAGAACUCUCUGAAGCUAUGCGAGCCAAGAUCUCUCGUAUGGUGGCCGUCAUAAUUGCUCUGUUCACUAUCUGCUGGGGUCCAGUGCAGCUUCUGAUCCUCUUCCAAGCCUUUGACUCCAGCUUUCGGCACAAUUACUAUACCUAUAAGGUGAAGAUUUGGGCUCACUGCAUGUCCUAUGCCAAUUCCUCCCUCAACCCCAUUGUCUACGCCUUCAUGGGCACUAAUUUUCGGAAGGCCUUCAAGAAAGUUUUCCCACUGGCCUUUAAGCAGAGGGUGGGUAGCUCCAACAUUAGUGGCCAGCCCAAUGUCAACACCGAGAUGCAGUUUGUCUUAUCAGGAAUGUAG
Molecule: messenger RNA, 735 nt
Organism: Python bivittatus (Burmese python)
Lineage: Eukaryota; Metazoa; Chordata; Lepidosauria; Squamata; Pythonidae
Source: RefSeq, a predicted model, not a curated record